Mercenaria mercenaria is the source of this 1105-nucleotide messenger RNA. Its product is annotated as tartrate-resistant acid phosphatase type 5-like. Gene Ontology annotation, molecular function: ferrous iron binding; ferric iron binding; acid phosphatase activity. The coding region runs from base 77 to 1090 and encodes 337 amino acids. The record is from RefSeq and is a predicted model, not a curated record. NCBI's taxonomy places the organism in Eukaryota, Metazoa, Mollusca, Bivalvia, Venerida, Veneridae. The transcript is spliced from 6 exons.
CGUUCUUGCGUGGCACAGAAACGAGCCAUCAUAGUUAAGAUUACUACAGAAGAUAAGAUAAAUUUCAGAUAAGCAUAUGAACUCGGACCACAGAAUGAAUGACAAAAUGUAUAUUCUUAUAACGAUAUUGUUCAUUUUUCAAGUCGAAGUAUGCACUCCAUUCCUGUUUGAGCCACCAAGCAGCCAUGGAUCACUGAACUUUCUAGCAUUUGGUGACUGGGGUGGUAUAUCUUUCCAUCCAUACACAACCCCAGUUCAAACCUCGGUAGCGGAUCAGAUGGCACGAGUAGCGGCGAGGGAGAAAGUGAGUUUCGUACUAGCACUUGGAGAUAACUUCUACCUUUACGGUGUUGAAAGUGUAGAUGAUCCAAGAUUCCAGACGACAUUUGAAGCAGUGUAUUACAAUAGUUCCCUGCAUAUUCCAUGGUAUGUCGUCGCCGGAAACCAUGAUUACUUUGGAAAUGUUUCUGCGCAAAUUGAGUACUCGAAACGUUCUAGCAGGUGGAAGUUCCCAGACUUCUAUCACAAAGUAACACAGCCAAUUCCUGGAGGAAGGACACUGGAUAUCUUGCUAAUAGAUACAAUACAAUUGUGCGGCAAUGUAUAUGCCUUGGAUCAGCCCCCGGUCGGCCCGGCGGAUUUGAAGGCGGCUGAAGACCAGUGGAAAUGGAUUGAACGUUCACUGAACGAGUCGCAGGCUGACUAUAUUUUAGUUGGUGGACAUUACCCGAUAAGGUCAGUAGCCGAGCACGGACCUACCGACUGCCUCAUUCAGAGACUCGAACCUAUGCUGUACCAGAACAGUGUCAGUGCAUAUCUAGCCGGCCAUGACCACCAGUUACAGCAUAUUCAGAUGAGUACCGAGGGGCAAACAAUGGAUUACUUUAACGUGGGUGCUGCGAACUUCGUGGACAAAUCUCAGGCGCAUCUUACCUCCGUUCCAAGGGAAAAUUUGAAAUUCAUUUUUGCGGACCUCAUGUAUUUAGGAGGCUUUUCAUACUUUGAGGUUUCUGACUCCGCAAUGAAAGUAAAGUUCAUUGAUGGAGUGGGUUUUGUUCGAUACGAGCAUGAAAUUAAACCAAGGAAAUAAAACAUAUGAAAAGUU